Messenger RNA from Scophthalmus maximus (turbot), 4306 nucleotides. It is a transcript of the gene vstm2a, whose product is annotated as V-set and transmembrane domain containing 2A. Lineage: Eukaryota; Metazoa; Chordata; Actinopteri; Pleuronectiformes; Scophthalmidae. The record is from RefSeq and is a predicted model, not a curated record. Bases 419 to 1123 code for a protein of 234 amino acids. The transcript has 5 exons.
AUGCCACACACUGAUCCACUAGACUGACGUGUCUCCGGUCGUGCAGACGAAGACCGCAGCAGCCCCGACUCCACUCCACAGACCUCAGCGCGCAGCCGAGCAGUCGACACUCUCUCCUGCGGAGACGGAGACGGAAAGGGAGGGCUGGAUGAAAUCAAAUACGAAAAAGAAACUUGAGCGACGAUAAGUUGUGGGGGGUUUUUUUGCAGCAUGUUCCACCCUCGGCAAUCUCCGUUCAAACACGCUCGUUCGGCAACUGUCUGACUUUGCUGCUUGUGUUGGCUAUUGUUACUAUUUUUUUGAUUCUUUUUUUUUCCCUGGAGGGGGGAAAGACUCGUCUUUUUUUCUUCCUGCGGCUGAUGUGAAAAGGAGGGGGGGGCAAAAAAGAAAAAAAACCCAGCCCUCUAUAACAGGAACGAUGUGGACCUCUCACGAUACUGUUGGAUUUGUUUUCUUCGCCGGAUUUUGUGUGCAAUUGGGAUUCUCCUUUGAAGGUCGCUUCACGGAUAUGCCCUCCAACAUGACGGUAAAGGAGGGACAGAACAUAGAAAUGGCGUGCGCGUUCCAGAGCGGAACCGCGUCCGUGUAUUUGGAGAUCCAGUGGUGGUUCGUGAAAACGCCGGAACCCACCGACAGCGAGGAGGAGGUCGACGCUGAGGAGAUGGAGAUGAUACCAGAGCCUGAUCCUGAUGAUGAGGGAACAAAAAUAAGUACAGUGAAGGUCCAGGGCAACGACAUCUCACACAAGCUGCAGAUGUCCAGAGUAAGCAAGAGUGACGAAGGGCUGUACGAGUGCCGGGUGACGCGAGCGAACUACGGGGAGAUUGUGGAGUACAAAGCCCAGGCCUGGCUGAAGGUCAACAUCACGGCCAGGCCCCGGCGACCACUGCCGCCUCCCAAGAAGAGCUCCCCGCUGCACCUGACGGACAAGAAGCCGAGAAAGUCCAGCUCCCCUCUGGGGCAGGACAGCAUGAGUACGGACCAGAGGGUGGCCUCCACCUCCACCUCUCACACGUCCUCCAAUACAGCUAAACACAACCCCGGCUCAGGUGCAAGAAUAUCCUCCAGCUGUGGACUGACUGUCCUCCUCGUGUGUGGUUUGGUGAGGGAUGCCUUGUUAUAAUUCGAGGAACUGACACGAUUUGCUCCCAGAUCUCUCUCUCUCUCUCUCUCUCUCUCUCCCCCUCCCUCUCUCUCUCUCUCUCUCUCUGUGUUUACUCCCAAAGUGAACAUGAAAAUUGUCUGUUUUACUCUCCCUCCCCCCCCGCCCCCCCCGCGGACAGCACAGUUGGCCCUCAUUUCCCAGCCACUACUGCUCUUGCGCCCAGCACAUUGUUAUUAGCCAGUGUAAACACCAGUCACCUUUAAACCGGUUGGAUUACCUUUUGUACAGACGUCGACCCGAACACCAUCUGAGGUGCAACGCUCUGGUGUGAAGAAGAACAAAAAACGGACUCUGUAUCUCACUGGACGAAUCUCAGUGGAAGAAACGGACUCCCUCGCGGUCCUUCGAUGCUCCAGUUCAUGUGUUCAUUGCUCAAAAGUGAAACAAGAAAAAAGGAGAAUCUAUAUUUGUGUAAUAUACAUGACUCCAGAUAUAUAUCUGUUUUAUUUGAAACACCUAGAAUUGCUGUACGUGCUGUACACAUAGCUGACACGCGCCCAUAAUAGGCCAUGGAACGUCAUCGUGCACAGGCCCUCUCAAAGAAACAAAAAGAAAUUCAAGUACGUGUUAAUUCAGACUGUUAACAUUAACCAUCAGGUUAAAAAAGGUUAGAUUCCUGUUUUGUUUUUCUCUCUCUUUUUUCAGUCAGCUGUAUUGGCAAUCCAGGUGACGGCACUGAUGUGCUCACUUUGACGUCUCCUUAGCGACAGAUGUGCAUGCUUUUUGGUCUGAAGGCUUAAAAAAGAGAAGAGCAUAUGUCAUUUUUGAGCUACAUUGGAGGUCGGUGUUACAGAAAUGUUCCAUUUAGUUUGAUUGUAAUGUGCUACCUUUGGUGUGAAAAAGACCAGAAAGAAAAUAAAUUGUCCCUUGUACCUUUUAAUUUGUAUUGCAUCCUUGGUAGGAAUAAAAAAAGAAUGUCCCAAUUCAUGCGACAUCUAAAAUCCUGAAAUGUGACCAUUGGAUGAUUAAUUUGAAUUGACCCGUGUCAUUAUGACAGUGAAUGGAUACAUUUGUAGCCUCUUUGGAUCAUGAGUAGCGAUCAUUUCUGUUAACGUUUAUUGGCGAGCACACAGACACACAUAUUUGCACCCUUUCAGACGGAUGCGGCGCGCGACGGGGAACAAUGUAUUUGGAGGAAUCAGUUUGUUUUGCUGAAAAAUCGCUUGAAUUUUAUUUUCGCACCUAGAUGUCACAGUGAUAUAUUUUUUGAAGCUUUAUUUUCCCGAUGAUAUAUGAUUGAGAUUUUUAGCCACUCGGAGCAUUUAUAAGCGAAACGCUUUGACAAUCUGACACAAAGACAGGUUCGGUUUUUCCUCGCAGCGCGACAACUCCUCUCUCCAUUCAGACCAUCGCCGCGGUGCAAGCAUGACCGCCAGAAUAUGACCUCUUUUGUUGUUGUUAACUUUUGAGCUGAAAGGGAUCAUGGUACCCCAUCCAUUGCCAAUGCAGAUGUUCCAAUUCAAGCUGAAGUAUUUAUAAAUAAUAGAAUAGUGGAUUUAUGUCUCAAGAAAUCAUGCUGUAAGUGAAUGUUAUCCACCAUGAGUGUACGCUGCCCGAGCGCAGCCGUUGCCCUGCAAUGAGAUCAAUACUUUACUUUGGUCGAUGUUGUCCCCUAAGCACACACACUAUUUUAAUUCUUCUUUUUUUUUUUUUGCUCAGUCGACGCCCGAGACUUUCACCUAACUUUAAGGUGUCCAAGCAUGGUUAUCUAGUUCCUCACGUGUCGUAUGGUAUAAUCUAACAUUCAUACACGACAUGCAGAUGUCAUUUGCCAAUAAUUACUGUGCUGUGUGUGCUUUUCCCGAGGCAAAACUGCUCACCCCACUUUGUGCUUUCAUUUCCGCUUUGCAGACAAAGCAAAAAUGUAUAGUUCUACUGUGUUCCCAAAGAGCUGCGGUGGGACGACUUGUUGAUUCAGCGUCGGGGGGUUUCGGGGGGCUGACGGAGCACGUGGUGCUCUGGGAUCAGACCAGGGACGUCUCCCGAUCGUCUCCAGCCUCGGUGCAAGACGUGCGAGCAAUAGCGGGCAAACCCUGUCUAAUCCCUCAAGCUCCAAAUAGCUUCGGGGUGUAGUUGGACAGUUAAUCUAGCAACACUUUCAUAUAUAUAAAUAUAUAUAUGCCACUCUGCUGUGACUGGAAAUAGAUUUGCUGCGUUUUGAAAUGAGACGUGUUGUGUAAUAUGAUUCAGAAUGUUAAGUUUGCGGGGGGGGGGGGGGGGGGUAAUGAGAAGAUUAUUUUAAGGCGUUGGGACGGGACUCUGUUGGAAAUGUGCCUGAGCACUUUGGGGGAGAAUGUGCACAGUUUGAGUGGACAUGUUGACUUUGUCCAAUCCUCAUGUAAAAAGUUUCAGAUCUGUACAACUUGUAAAUGAAUUAAUCAGCAUGUUAAGAAUUUUUUCUUUUUUUUUUUUGAAAGUCGAUUUAAAAAGGCAGAGGCCAGUGAUGUUCUGUACUUGUAACAAUGGUGUCAUGUACUCAUAUUGAAGUGUUAACAAGUCCAAAGUGGGUCUUCAUCUCUUCAAAAUGAACUUUGGUAAAAAUGUAUUUGACAACAAAAAAAAGAAAAGAUAUCUAUAUAUAUUAGAGACAUCUCCUUUAUAUAGCUUCCAUCCUAAUCUAGGGGACUUCUUCACCGUGGGUCUCUGCAGCAUAUUGAAAACAAAGAAUGAAAGAUUGGAGAAAUUGAUUGAUUUGAUAUUGUGAUCAGAGAGGAGCCAAAAUGACGUUUGUUAAAGAAAUAAAAUAAUUUGAAGUUUGGGUGUUGAUGGAGGGGCAGUGGUGCUUACGGGCAACAAUGUCUCUGUUACCAAAGAGGAGAACAGUUCACGACGAUGGCAAGAAGCAGCCGCUCCUUCAUCCAGGGAUGUUAUUUCAGAAACAUCACACAACCAUUUUUUUUCUGUUCCGUUUUAUAUGCCGCGCUCCUCAUCCACUCUAGAUGUAUUUGUUUCUUCUGAUGUAUUGCAUUCCAACGCGGUCCUGUCUGUUUGUUGAGCUGUCAAAAAUCCUGAUGACUUCUGAUUCUUUUUCUUCUUUGGUAUUGUGUGAGGCUUCUGUACUGGAACAUUGCAACAGUUUGUAUUAUAAUGACAAUAUCAGAAUAAUAUUUAAAUAAAUCAUUUUCACAGAUGAAAUUCAAA